AUGUCAACAGUCUUCUACCGGUGGGGCGCUGGGCGGGAUGAGUCCCGUAUCACCUUUGACGGGACGCAUAUCAGCGUCUUUGAUUUGAAGCGGGAGAUCAUCCUCGCGAACAAGAUGGGGAAUGGAAAGGAUUUUGACUUGGGUGUAUUCGAUAAUGUCACCGGGGAAGAAUUCAAAGAUGACAACCAUCAAAUCCCCCGUUCCUCAUCCCUCAUCGCCCGCCGUCUCCCCUCCUCCGCCAAAGGCCGCGGAAACGCCCAGAACUAUAUCGUCGGCACAGCGUCAGCUGAUGAGCUCAACAAUGCGCACCGAAUUGAGGCUCACGCUCGGGACGCCAUGGCUGCCAAGGCUAACAAGGGGUCGCGAUUCGGAGGAGGCAAUUACGGGAGUAUGACGAAGCGGUUUGAUGGAGGCGAAGCACAGCCAAAGGAACGGGUGGAAGUAUCUAUGGGGAGUGCGGAGGCGGACCAGGGGGUGGCGGCGUUCUUUGAGCAGAGUAGGGAGACUUGGGAGCAGGAGCAAGAGAAUAUGACUGUGGCGCCCGGACGUCAAGCGCAAUUCCGCCGACAACAGCAGAGCAGGCCUGGCGCACCUGGAGGCGGUGGCGCCGGUGGAGCGGCCGCAGCAGGCGGGAGCAGCGCUGGUAAAUUCGACUAUUCGAUGCCGCCCGACAAGGAGCCGCCUGUCGGAUACAUCUGUUACCGAUGUGGUCAGAAAGGACACUGGAUUCAGGACUGUCCGACCAACGACGAUCCUGCCGCCAUGGAGCGGAAGCGAUUCGUACGAGUCACGGGUAUCCCUCGGUCUUUCCUCAAGACGGUAGACGCGCCAGUAGGCGCAGAAGGGAGUUCGGGGGGUGCUAUGUUGACUGCGGAUGGAGGAUUUGUCAUGGCUGUACCGGACCAGCGACAAUGGCAGAAACACGCUUCGACGAAAAGGCGGACAGGCAAUAACGACGCGGACGGGUCAGGACCCCCUCCAGAGCUCUUAUGCCCCAUCGACCGCGUUCUUCUCCGCGAAGCAGUCGAGACGCCAUGUUGCCAUACCGCCUUCUGCGAAGAGUGCAUCACGACUCAUCUGGUCGAGCACGACUUUGAAUGCCCGCAGUGCGAGAGUAAGGUGGCUAGUCUGGAUAGGCUGCAGCCGGACGAGGAGGCGAGGGAGCGGGUGAGAGAGUAUCAGAUGGGCAAGGAGGAGGAUGCGGCGAGGGCAGUGAAGGCUGGAUUGCAGUCUGAACCGGAAGAAGGCGCGCUCUCUCCAAACCCAGGCGAUCCUACCACAGCCACCGCUCGUACUGCACCAUCAGCGGCAAACACCGCCGCCCCAGCCCCACCGGAAGUCAAGCCCAUCCUCGACCCCGUCAAGAUGAGAGAGAUGCUCAAUCCACAAGUAAUGAACAUCUAUAUGACUCAGAUGGCCAAAAUGCUCCAAAAUCCCACACUUCCCGCGCAAGCCAAAGCCCUCCUCCAAGCGCAACUCCAACUCGUACAAGCAAGCGGGAUGAUGGGGAUGGGGCCGGGGAUGGGUAUGGGGCAGGGCAUGGGGAUGGGGCAAGGGAUGGGAAUGGGCGGUAUGGGCAUGGGGAUGAACCCGAUGAUGGGUGGGAUGGGAGGCAUGCCGCAGGGCCAGAUGGGCAUGGGCAUGGGCGGGAUGGGAAUGGGAAUGAACGGUAUGAACAAUGGUAUGGGGAUGGGAAUGGGCGGACGAGGAAGAGGUGGAUUCGCUCCGCGCGGUCUGACCGGCGGGUUCAGGGGAAGAGGAGGGUCUGGGGGACGAGGCGGAGGGAAUAUGAUGCAGCCGCCUCAGGGGCAACAUAUGGGGCCGCCAGGUGGGGGACUGCCGGGUGGCGGAAGAGCGCCAUUGCCGAAGAGACAUGCGGAGGAGGCGGGGUUUGAGGUGCCUGCUGGGGUGGAGAAGAUUGCGAGGAUGGGCUGA
This is a messenger RNA of Dioszegia hungarica, 1935 nucleotides long. Its product is annotated as DWNN domain-containing protein. Gene Ontology annotation, cellular component: nucleus. The coding region runs from base 1 to 1935 and encodes 644 amino acids. The transcript has 7 exons. NCBI's taxonomy places the organism in Eukaryota, Fungi, Basidiomycota, Tremellomycetes, Tremellales, Bulleribasidiaceae. The record is from RefSeq and is a predicted model, not a curated record. Gene Ontology annotation, biological process: mRNA processing; protein ubiquitination; ubiquitin-dependent protein catabolic process. Gene Ontology annotation, molecular function: ubiquitin protein ligase activity; nucleic acid binding; zinc ion binding.